Molecule: messenger RNA, 3000 nt
Organism: Topomyia yanbarensis
Lineage: Eukaryota; Metazoa; Arthropoda; Insecta; Diptera; Culicidae
Product: anion exchange transporter-like
Exons: 6
Coding region: 214-2220 (668 amino acids)
Biological process (GO): transmembrane transport
Cellular component (GO): membrane
Molecular function (GO): oxalate transmembrane transporter activity; chloride transmembrane transporter activity; bicarbonate transmembrane transporter activity
Source: RefSeq, a predicted model, not a curated record
AUUCAAUAUGAUGAGAGCGAAGCACUGAUUUCGUCAGCCUGAUGGACACAAGCGACCCCAGUGCUGUCUUGCUAAUUGAAUGUGUACCCAAAACGGAGAGGAAGUUUUAUUCAUCCGGUCGGUGAAUGCCGAGAUGGGAUACUAGAACAACUUAACUUGUAGCUGUUUUUCAUUGUUGAUUCGGUCGUUGCCUAUAGCGCCUCACGUCGGAAGAUGAUUGAAGAAAGUGUCGAGUUACAAACCGUGUCCGGAGCGGUUGCCUUGAAUGGAACCUACAAGAACUUUACGGAAGAAGCAAUCGAGUUGCCUCCGGCUCGGGAGGUCGCCAACGAAGAUCGAGUCGGUGAUAAGCAUCGUUGGUUCAAAAGUGUGUUUCCAAUCGUGGAAUGGCUGCCGGAGUAUUCCUGGGGUAAAGAUUUCCUGGCGGAUCUAAUCGCGGGAUGUACGCUGGCCACGAUGCACAUUCCUCUGGGGAUGGGAUAUGCACUGAUAGCAUUUUUGCCCCCAUUCGUGGGACUCUAUAUGGGAAUUUUUCCGGUUCUGGUGUACUUUUUGCUGGGAACCGCCCGGCAUAACUCGAUGGGAGCAUUCGCAGCUGUGUGCAUUGUGCUGGGAAAAUCCGUAGUUACGCUGUCUAGUGCCGGUUCGGAUAUAACGGCGGCAGGGAAUGGUACUCUGGAGGGUGUCACUUCUACCGACACUGCCAACGUAGUAGACCCGAUCGGAGUUGCAGCCGCUAUGUGUCUCGCGUGUGCUUUCGUAGAGCUAAUAGUGUACAGUUGCCGCCUGGGCAUGGUGUGCCAUCUACUAUCGGAUACGCUAAUCUCCGCUAUCUUUACCGGAGCUGGUUACCAAGUGCUCACCUCACAGAUGAGAGAUUUACUCGGAUUACCGUUACCACCCAUCGUGGGUAGCUGCCGGUUGUUUCGCACGUACGUUGCCGUAUUUUCGAACAUCGAUCAAGUGAACCUGGUUGCCAUAUUGUUUUCUGGCGUGACAAUUAUGGUCCAAUUGAUCAAUAAUGACUACCUCAAAUCGAAAGUCGCCAAAUUUUCGAGAGUUCCUAUCCCGAUGGAGCUGCUAUUGAUGAUCAGCGGAAUAAUUGUGUCACGCCAUUUUCGCCUACAUGAUGACUACGGCAUUAAGACGCUGGGACCGUUCCCCACCGGAUUUCCAACCCCGGUCAUGCCGAACUUGAAUCUGCUUCAACCCGUCCUGGGAAGUGCCUUCAUGAUAGUAGCAGUGGCGUACAUCAUGUCCGUCUCGAAGGCCCUCUCGGCUGCUAAGGCGAACAAUUACCGGAUCGAUUUCAACCAGGAACUGUUGGCAAUGGGAACUAGCAAUAUUUUCGGCUGUUUCUUUUCCUGUCUGCCGAUUGCGUGUUGUCCUGCUCGUACAACGGCCAUGCAAGCCCUCGGUGGACGAUCCCAGAUCGCAGCGAUCGUGUGUUGUGGAAUUUUGAUUACCGUGCUGCUAUGGAUAGGACCGGUUUUGGAGUCUCUACCGGUUUGUAUCAUAGCUGGAAUAAUUGCUGUCAGCCUGAAGGGACUACUGCUGCAAGUGACUCAGUAUGUGGGUUUCUGGAGGAGAAGCUAUUUGGAUGGAAUUUUAUGGAUGGGCACUUUUGUGACGAUCGUGCUUGUCAGUAUCGACGUCGGUAUUGUGGUAGGACUUGGACUGAGUUUUUUAUAUACUGCCAUUCGAUGGACUCAGUCGUACACCAGUCAGCUGGAGAAUAUUCCCAACACAGAUCUCUACGUGGACGUUAGAAGUCACAAAGGGACUGCGGACAUCCCUCGGAUCAAAAUAUUCCGUUUUUGUGGAAGUUUGAAUUUUUUAACCAUUGUCAACUUCCGACGGAACUUGUACCGGGCAACGAACAUGGAUCUUUCCACCGAAACCAAUCGAUUACGCAGUGGCGCCGAAAGUAAACUAGGACUGCUAAACCGUGUUUUAGUGAUAGAUUUCACGGCUCUUAACGAUAUCGACUCGAUGGCAGAAUCCACAAUGAACACGUUGAUCAACCAACUAGGAACACUAUCGAUCGGAGUAUUUUUGGUAGUAAAAGCUGACAAUCCAAUGCUGGACAAGCUUCGAAGCUUCUUAGGUGACGUUGGAACGAAUAAAUCAGGGUUUUGCCAGAUUUUUCCCGCAAUUCAUGAUGCAGUACUUCAAGCUAGGAAUAAUAUUUUUCAAAAUGGAAUCGAACGGCUAUUGUAGGAAUUUGUUGCUUUAGUCAUAACUUAUAACAAUCAGCGAAAUCAAACCGCAUCGGACUAUCUUUUAUGAGAAAGACAAAUACUGGUUAGAUUUGUAGCUCGUGCUAAAUAUAGAAUAGUCGGCCGAGACGUACUCUACAAUAUCGCUGGUGCUUGUUGUCUGAACAACGAUUAUCGACGAUCACUAAAAAAGUGCUAAUGUUUUCAAAACCAUCAGUAAUUCUGGUAUAUGUACUUAAAAAAUAGUUAGAUGUGAUUUGAUCUUCGGCGUCACGCAGUGCAAUCUAUAGUGCAAUUCUAGUUACUUAGCAUGCUUAUAUGCACGGAAAUCUCCAGGAAUGAUGAUUUUCUGUUUUCGGAAAGUAUUAGUUCAUCAGCUUUAUUCUGCAUUACAUUUGAUUUUGAUGACGGUAUUGAGAAUGCAAUGACGUAGUGUAGAAUAAAGUUUCGUAUAUCAAGUUGAUCGUAGCUUUUAAUGUCUGAAACAGGCAGCAUAUGUGCUUAACGAUUGUUAAUAUUUCAAGCUGGACUUGGUCUUUUAAAUUAUGAUCGAAGGUGAAACGUUAGAGUGAAGAGAUUUUACUUGUACUGAAAUCGAUUUGAACUAGAACAGUAGGAGCCAAAACACGUGGAAUAUAUUUAUUUAUACAUAUCAUAGCCAAACCAUUCAAGUAGAACCGAAAUAUUCACACAUAUUCGAAUCGCUCGAAUUAGCCGCAAUUAACUCGGAGUCGAGCUCGAACCAAUAAGUUCUUCGCCCUAACUUGGGUUCUCAAGGUGC